UUGCUGUUAUCAUCGUUCACUAAUUUUGUUCAGUCUUCAGCAGUGAUGUUCCGUGUCAAGUCUGGUUCUCUACAAUUGGCUCGUUCCUUCGCUAGUGCUGCAAAGAGGGAACGUGUCGGACCUAACAUCGUUCUUGUAGAUGCCGUUCGUACUCCAUUUGUUGUUUCCGGAACCGUUUAUAAGGAUUUGAUGGCUGUUGAUUUACAAAAAGAGUCCAUCAAGGCUUUGAUCGAGAGAACUCAACUUCCUUACAAGCAACUUGAUCACAUCAUUUGCGGUACUGUUAUUCAAGAGUGCAAGACUAGUAACAUUGCCAGAGAAGCUGCUCUCCUCGCUGGAGUUCCAGAUAAGAUUCCUGCUCAUACCGUUACUUUGGCUUGCAUUUCUUCUAAUGUCGCUAUGACCACUGGAAUGGGAAUGCUGGCUACUGGAAAUGCCCAGGCAGUUAUUGCUGGAGGAGUAGAGUUUCUCUCUGACGUUCCAAUCAGAUAUAAUCGCAAGGCUAGAAAGGCCAUGCUCGGUCUCCAGAAAGCCAAAGAUCUCGGAUCCAAAUUGAAAAUUGGUGGUGAUAUUCUCAAGAACAUCAUUUCUCCUGAAUUACCAGCUGUUGCUGAAUUUUCCACUGGAGAAACUAUGGGACACAGUGGAGAUCGUCUCGCUGCUGCUUUCAACGUUUCCAGAAGAGAACAGGAUGAAUUUGCCAUUCGAUCUCACACUCUUGCCCAACAAGCUGCCGAAGCUGGGAAAUUCACAGACAUUGUUCCUGUUUUCCUUCCAGGGAAAAAACCCCAAACUAUUAAGGCUGAUAAUGGAAUCAGAGUGUCAACCAUUGAAAAGCUCUCUUCUCUGAAGCCCGCUUUCGUAAAGCCCCAUGGAACAGUUACUGCUGCAAACGCUUCUUACUUGACUGAUGGAGCUUCCGCUGCUUUAAUCAUGACUGAGGAAUUUGCUCUUGCUAAUGGAUAUAAACCAAAAGCCUAUCUCCGCGACUUCAUGUAUGUAGCUCAGGACCCCAAGGAUCAAUUGCUUCUUUCUCCAGCCUAUGUUAUUCCACAGCUUCUUGAUAAGGCUGGGCUCACUCUUAAAGACAUUGAUGUUUUUGAAAUCCAUGAAGCUUUCGCCGGACAAGUUUUAGCAAAUCUCAAUGCUUUAGACAGCGACUUCUUCUGCAAGGAGAACAUGGGACGUAAAGGCAAAUUCGGCCGUUUGGAUAUGAACAAGAUUAAUAAGUGGGGAGGUUCUCUCUCCAUCGGUCACCCAUUCGGAGCUACCGGAGUCAGACUCGCUGCCCACUCAGCCGGACGUUUAAAGGAAGAGAAAGGGCAAUAUGCUGUGAUCGCUGCUUGUGCUGCCGGAGGUCAUGGAGUCGGAAUGUUGAUCGAAGCUUACGGAAAGUAA
This is a messenger RNA of Auanema sp. JU1783, 1398 nucleotides long. Lineage: Eukaryota; Metazoa; Nematoda; Chromadorea; Rhabditida; Rhabditidae. The record is from the annotation of a GenBank genome assembly.